GGUGUAGUUGCUGUUUGUUUGAUAAGCGAAUCACACAUUUGUAAUGGAUGACGGCAAUGACUGUCCAUGCUGUAAUCUACCAUAGUGGCUGGAGAUCGUUGUGUGAUUUUUACACUCUGUGUCAAAAUCUAAAUUACUCUGCGACCAAGCCACACCAAAUCUGUGUUGGUCUGUCAGCUCAAAUGGAGCCACUUGUGUGUGCAGACCAGACCAUCUAUUCUGCAGAGCAGGCUGGAAACCGUACGUCCAGGAUGUACUGCAGAGGGCUUGGUGGAAGUCAGUGCAAGAGAGAGAAAAAAACAUGUCCUGAAUCCAGAGGCGCCAAUUUUUGUGAGGUAAAAUGUGGCAUCUGUCGGUGUAAAAUGGAUUUUGGAUUCUCCACCCACACUGAAGCAGAGAGGAUGUGGCUGAAUCUCUACGUCAUGAGGGAUUUUUGCCACCUUCUCUAGUGCACAUGUGAAGGGAAAGUACUGACAAAGGAUGUUAAUCCUGAGCACAUACGAUUUGUGCUGAUCCUGACCUGUGGAGCAAGAGAUGAAAAAUAUCCUGACAAGAGGUGAACACGGUGAAUUUAGUACAACUUCAUGAUCGUAUCACUAACUAUAUCAGACUACUGCAGUUGUCGAGGGGAUUCUUAAGAAAGAAUGUUGACAAUGUAGAAGAAGAAUUAUGGAAAGAAUCUAGUUUUGAAAUAAUUGAAAAGCUAAAAACAUGGUUAAAAAGCUGGAUGAAAUGUUAAAUGAACUGGCAAAUUUGAAAGAAAUUGUUAAGAAGUCUUCAAAUCAGGAAACUGUUUGUAGAAAAUGUUCAUGUCACUGCCACUCCACACAAGCAACUGUUACGAAAAGCAGUGGCAGUACAGAAACAAAUAGUUUGGAACAGAUAGGAAUUAAGGUAUAGGAAUUACGGUCAGC
Molecule: messenger RNA, 914 nt
Organism: Schistocerca nitens (vagrant locust)
Lineage: Eukaryota; Metazoa; Arthropoda; Insecta; Orthoptera; Acrididae
Exons: 8
Coding region: 48-449 (133 amino acids)
Source: RefSeq, a predicted model, not a curated record